Molecule: messenger RNA, 12737 nt
Organism: Zeugodacus cucurbitae (melon fly)
Lineage: Eukaryota; Metazoa; Arthropoda; Insecta; Diptera; Tephritidae
Gene: vex
Product: sodium channel protein para
Exons: 31
Coding region: 772-7251 (2159 amino acids)
Biological process (GO): neuronal action potential; membrane depolarization during action potential; sodium ion transmembrane transport
Cellular component (GO): voltage-gated sodium channel complex; plasma membrane
Molecular function (GO): voltage-gated sodium channel activity; calcium ion binding
Source: RefSeq, a predicted model, not a curated record
UUUCAAAUUGAAAUUAAAGUCUGACAUUUGCUUGUCAGUUUUAAACAUCUCUGUGCUUCUGAUUCUUGGGUUAAAAAUAGCGGAACCGGAUUUCUAAUAAAUUGGAAGUGCCAAUUGCUAAUAAUUUUGAACAUUGAAGAAUAUAGGAAUAAGAUUUCAUUUCAGAAAAAACCUUUUGCAUGAAAUAAAACAUAAGCAUGCUUAACUUCUAUGUCGAUUAUUCUAAUGAUAAUAUUUUCUUCAUUCGUUAUAAAAUUCGCGACGAACGAGGGAAAUACUAGUGUUGCCACUAAUAACCAAAAAUUACUAAAAGAAAAUGUCCGACAUGUCAAAGCGCGCGUUAAAGCCAAAUAAAGUUUCAGGUUAGCAUUUUUCAUUUACAGAAAGAAUUUUUCUUGGAAAGAAGUAAAAGUUACUUGCUUAAAAGGAACUUACAUAAAUAUGUGUUCGUUGUUUUAUUUCUUUAGUUCGCAUUCUAUACUUUUUACUCUUGAAACGAUAUUUAUAAGACAAGUACAUAUUGAGUUAACAAAUGUGAUGUGCAAAAGUUAAGAAAUUUGUGUGACCCAUAUUUUUCAAAUGUAUAAAAAUUCUGCAUUAAUUUCCGUGUGCAUGCAUCAAUAAAUAGAUAAGUGGAUUUUUUAUGUAUGUAUAUACGGAGAACAUCUAGAUAUAUUUUCUUAUGGCUGCCUGAAACAAAAGAUUGUAGAUUGCAAGGUGAGUGAAUGGACUCCAUGGAGCGAGUGCGAUAAGAGUUGUGGUACGGGAAUAAUGUUACGCACCCGUCAAAUAAUUCGGGUACCGCAAAAUGGUGGAAAGCAUUGUCCAUCUUUGACCCAAAAGAGAAGCUGUCAAGGUAUACGAUGUCACAGCGAGAGAGGAAAACACAUCAUUCGUGAAAAUGCAUUUUUAUUUCCAUCUUCGGUAGUCCAGAAUCAUAGUUCAAAUACAAGUAAAGAGUCUCUUCGGCAAGCAAAUAAUCUCAAAAGUGUAUUCCAAUGUGUACAAUCCAUUUCGACACAUUUCUUGAUCCGAUAUGAUGACGAGGACGAGGAUGAAGGUCCACAACCGGAUCCUACACUUGAGCAGGGCGUGCCAAUACCUGUUCGAUUGCAAGGCAGCUUCCCUCCGGAACUGGCCUCUACUCCUCUCGAGGAUAUUGAUCCUUUUUAUAACAAUGUACUGACCUUUGUAGUUGUAAGUAAGGGAAAAGAUAUUUUUCGCUUUUCUGCAUCCAAAGCAAUGUGGUUGCUCGACCCGUUCAAUCCCAUACGUCGCGUAGCUAUUUAUAUUUUAGUGCAUCCGUUGUUUUCGUUAUUUAUAAUUACAACUAUUCUGGUUAACUGUAUUCUGAUGAUCAUGCCUACGACGCCAACUGUCGAAUCCACUGAGGUGAUAUUCACCGGAAUCUACACAUUUGAAUCAGCUGUUAAAGUGAUGGCACGAGGUUUCAUUUUAUGCCCGUUUACGUAUCUUAGAGAUGCAUGGAAUUGGCUGGACUUCGUAGUAAUAGCUUUAGCUUAUGUGACUAUGGGUAUUGACUUAGGUAACCUCGCAGCAUUGAGAACGUUUAGGGUAUUGCGUGCACUUAAAACAGUAGCCAUCGUGCCAGGCUUGAAGACUAUUGUUGGUGCCGUCAUCGAGUCAGUGAAAAAUUUGCGUGAUGUGAUAAUUUUAACAAUGUUCUCGCUGUCAGUAUUUGCUCUGAUGGGACUACAAAUUUACAUGGGUGUUCUAACACAGAAGUGCAUUAAAAAAUUUCCUUUAGAUGGUUCAUGGGGAAAUUUGACUGAUGAAAACUGGGAUUACCAUAAUCGUAAUAGUUCGAAUUGGUAUUCAGAGGAUGAUGGUUAUUCCUUCCCUCUUUGUGGGAAUAUAUCGGGUGCUGGGCAAUGUAGUGAUGAGUACGUUUGUCUACAGGGCUUUGGUCCUAAUCCAAAUUAUGGAUAUACCAGUUUCGAUUCAUUCGGUUGGGCUUUCCUCUCGGCGUUCCGUCUAAUGACACAGGACUUUUGGGAAGAUUUGUACCAGCUCGUUCUUAGAGCGGCUGGUCCCUGGCACAUGCUGUUCUUUAUAGUCAUCAUCUUCCUAGGUUCAUUCUAUCUUGUGAAUUUGAUUUUGGCCAUUGUUGCCAUGUCUUAUGACGAAUUACAAAAGAAGGCCGAAGAAGAAGAGGCUGCCGAAGAGGAGGCGAUUCGCGAAGCAGAAGAAGCGGCGGCAGCAAAAGCUGCUAAAUUAGAAGAAAGAGCAAAUGCUGCAGCACAAGCAGCGGCUGAUGCAGCUGAAGCGGCCGAAGCAGCCUUGCAUCCGGAAUUGGCAAAAAGUCCAACCUAUUCGUGUAUUAGCUAUGAGCUCUUUGUUGGUGCCGAGAAAGGGAACGAUGACAACAAUAAGGAGAAAAUGUCGAUACGCAGCGUUGAAGUUGUAUCGGAGUCGGUGAGCGUUAUUCAAAGACCACCAGCACCUACCACAGCACCCGCUACUAAAGUCAGAAAAGUAAGCACGACAUCCUUAUCCUUACCUGGUUCACCGUUUAACAUACGCAGGGGAUCACGUAGUUCACAUAAGUACACUAUUCGAAAUGGGCGUGGUCGUUUUGGGAUUCCAGGGAGUGACCGAAAACCCCUUGUAUUGUCAACAUAUCAGGAUGCGCAACAGCAUUUGCCAUAUGCCGAUGACUCGAACGCAGUAACACCAAUGUCCGAAGAGAAUGGUGCUAUUAUUGUACCGGUAUAUUAUGGCAAUUUAGGUUCUAGACAUUCAUCUUAUACCUCGCAUCAAUCACGAAUCUCUUAUACAUCGCAUGGUGAUCUAUUGGGGGGUAUGGUGGCUAUGGGUGUCAGCACGAUGACGAAAGAAAGUAAACUAAGAAGUCGUAAUACACGUAAUCAGUCAGCGGGUGCAUCAAAUGGCACUAGUUAUGUCGAUACAAAUCACAAGGAUUUACACAGAGACUUUGAAAUGGGCCUUGAAUGUACUGAUGAAACUGGAAAGAUAAAACAACAUGACAAUCCUUUUAUAGAGCCCGUCCAAAACCAAACAGUCGUUGACAUGAAAGAUGUUAUGGUUUUAAAUGAUAUUAUAGAGCAAGCCGCUGGUCGGCAUAGUCGUGCUAGUGACCGUGGUGUCUCUGUUUACUAUUUCCCCACAGAGGACGAUGAUGAAGAUGGCCCUACAUUCAAGGAUAAGGCUCUUGAGGCUAUACUUAGAGGAAUUGACAUUUUUUGUGUGUGGGAUUGUUGCUGGGUAUGGCUAAAAUUUCAAGAAUGGGUUUCACUAAUCGUCUUUGAUCCAUUCGUUGAGCUUUUUAUUACAUUGUGUAUUGUUGUAAACACAAUGUUUAUGGCAAUGGAUCACCAUGAUAUGAAUAAGGAGAUGGAAAAAAUAUUGAAAAGCGGCAAUUAUUUCUUCACUGCGACUUUUGCAAUCGAGGCCACUAUGAAACUGAUGGCUAUGAGCCCGAAAUAUUACUUUCAAGAAGGUUGGAAUAUAUUUGAUUUUAUAAUUGUGGCACUUUCUCUUCUCGAACUUGGUCUGGAAGGAGUUCAAGGUCUAUCUGUUUUGAGAUCUUUUCGCUUGCUACGAGUUUUUAAACUUGCUAAAUCAUGGCCUACAUUAAAUUUGCUAAUAUCGAUUAUGGGUCGUACUAUGGGUGCUUUGGGUAACUUAACAUUUGUCCUUUGCAUUAUCAUCUUCAUCUUUGCCGUAAUGGGAAUGCAACUAUUCGGAAAAAACUAUACGGACAAUCAGGACCGAUUCCCAGAUGGUGAUUUGCCUCGUUGGAAUUUCACAGAUUUCAUGCACUCUUUUAUGAUUGUAUUUCGAGUAUUAUGUGGUGAGUGGAUCGAAUCCAUGUGGGAUUGCAUGUACGUGGGAGAUGUAUCCUGUAUUCCAUUCUUUUUGGCUACUGUCGUGAUUGGAAAUCUAGUUGUGCUUAAUCUUUUCUUAGCUUUGCUUUUGUCUAAUUUUGGUUCAUCUAGUCUCUCCGCGCCCACGGCUGACAAUGAUACUAAUAAAAUCGUUGAGGCGUUUAACAGAAUAUCACGAUUCAAAGCAUGGAUAAAGCGUAAUUUUGCCAAUUGUUUCAAUUAUAUUCGUAACAAGUUGACAAAUCAAAUUAGUGAUCAACCAUCAGGUGAGAGGAUCAACCAGAUCAGUUGGAUUUGGAGCGAAGGCAAAGGGGUAUGUCGUUGUAUAUCUACAGAACAUGGUGACAACGAGUUGGAGCUUGGUCCAGAUGAAAUUAUAGCUGAUGGUAUACUCAAGAAAGGGAUCAAAGAACAAAACCAGUUAGAAGUAGCAAUUGGAGAUGGCAUGGAAUUCACUAUACAUGGUGAUAUGAAGAACAACAAGCCGAAGAAAUCUAAAUAUCUGAAUAAUGCAACGAUGAUUGGCAACUCAAUUAACCACCAAGAUAAUAGACUGGAACAUGAGCUAAACCAUAGAGGUUUGUCCUUACAGGACGACGACACUGCCAGCAUUAACUCAUAUGGUAGCCAUAAAAACAGACCAUUCAAAGAUGAAAGCCACAAAGGUAGUGCAGAAACAAUGGAGGGUGAAGAAAAACGGGAUGCCAGCAAAGAAGAUCUUGGUCUUGACGAAGAACUUGACGAAGAUGGGGAAUGUGAAGAAGGACCACUUGACGGAGAUAUUAUAAUUCAAGCAAAUGAAACAGAUAUUUUGGAUGAGUACCCAGCAGAUUGCUGUCCUGACUCAUACUACAAAAAGUUUCCAAUAUUAGCUGGCGACGAGGACUCGCCCUUUUGGCAAGGAUGGGGCAAUUUGCGACUGAAAACGUUUCAAUUAAUUGAGAAUAAAUAUUUUGAAACAGCUGUUAUAACUAUGAUUUUAAUGAGUAGCUUAGCUUUGGCCCUAGAGGAUGUUCACCUUCCGCAGAGACCUAUAUUGCAGGACAUACUUUAUUAUAUGGACAGAAUUUUUACGGUUAUAUUUUUCUUAGAAAUGUUAAUCAAAUGGUUAGCUCUUGGCUUCAAGGUUUACUUCACAAACGCGUGGUGUUGGCUUGAUUUCGUCAUCGUAAUGGUGUCGCUUAUCAACUUCGUUGCUUCACUUGCUGGAGCUGGUGGUAUUCAAGCCUUCAAGACUAUGCGAACGUUAAGAGCACUGAGACCACUACGUGCCAUGUCCCGAAUGCAGGGCAUGAGGGUCGUCGUGAAUGCAUUGGUUCAAGCUAUACCGUCCAUCUUUAAUGUGCUAUUGGUGUGUCUAAUAUUUUGGCUAAUUUUUGCCAUAAUGGGUGUACAGCUUUUUGCUGGAAAAUAUUUUAAGUGCGAAGAUCAAAAUGGUACUAAGCUCAGUCACGAAAUUAUACCAAAUCGCAAUGCCUGCGAGAGUGAAAACUACACAUGGGUAAAUUCAGCUAUGAAUUUUGAUCAUGUAGGUAAUGCGUAUCUGUGCCUUUUCCAAGUGGCCACGUUUAAAGGCUGGAUACCAAUCAUGAACGAUGCAAUUGAUUCACGUGAGGUCGGCAAGCAACCAAUCCGUGAAACAAAUAUCUACAUGUAUUUAUAUUUCGUAUUCUUCAUUAUAUUUGGAUCAUUUUUCACUCUCAAUCUAUUCAUUGGUGUUAUCAUUGAUAAUUUUAAUGAGCAAAAGAAAAAAGCAGGUGGAUCAUUAGAAAUGUUCAUGACAGAAGAUCAGAAAAAGUACUAUAAUGCUAUGAAAAAGAUGGGCUCUAAAAAACCAUUAAAAGCCAUUCCUAGACCGAGGUGGCGUCCACAAGCAAUAGUAUUUGAAAUAGUUACAGAUAAAAAAUUCGAUAUAAUAAUUAUGUUAUUUAUUGGCCUAAAUAUGUUUACCAUGACACUCGAUCGAUACGAUGCGUCCGAAACAUAUAAUGCUGUCCUAGACUAUUUAAAUGCGAUAUUCGUAGUUAUUUUCAGUUCCGAAUGUCUAUUAAAAAUAUUCGCAUUACGGUAUCACUAUUUUAUAGAGCCAUGGAAUUUAUUUGAUGUAGUAGUUGUCAUUUUAUCCAUCUUGGGUCUCGUGCUCAGCGAUAUUAUUGAAAAGUACUUCGUGUCACCAACACUCUUACGUGUAGUACGCGUUGCAAAAGUGGGUCGAGUUUUGCGUCUGGUCAAAGGUGCUAAAGGUAUCCGCACAUUGUUGUUCGCACUAGCUAUGUCGCUGCCAGCUCUCUUCAACAUUUGUUUGCUGCUCUUUCUCGUGAUGUUCAUCUUCGCUAUUUUCGGGAUGUCAUUUUUUAUGCAUGUACAGGAAAAAAGUGGCAUUAACGACGUUUAUAACUUUAAAACAUUUGGCCAGAGUAUGAUAUUGCUGUUCCAGAUGUCUACCUCAGCCGGUUGGGAUGGUGUUUUAGAUGCUAUUAUCAAUGAGGAAAAUUGCGAUCCACCCGACAACGACAAGGGCUAUCCGGGCAAUUGUGGUUCAGCAACUGUUGGAAUAACGUUUCUUCUCUCAUACUUAGUUAUAAGCUUUUUGAUAGUUAUUAAUAUGUAUAUUGCUGUCAUUCUCGAAAACUAUAGUCAGGCAACCGAAGACGUGCAGGAAGGUCUCACUGAUGAUGAUUAUGAUAUGUAUUACGAAAUUUGGCAGCAGUUUGAUCCCGAGGGUACACAAUAUAUCAGAUACGAUCAACUGUCUGAGUUUCUGGAUGUUUUGGAACCACCUUUACAAAUACAUAAGCCGAACAAGUACAAAAUUAUAUCUAUGGAUAUACCAAUAUGUAGAGGAGACAUGAUGUAUUGUGUUGAUAUUUUGGAUGCGUUAACCAAGGACUUUUUCGCACGGAAAGGAAAUCCUAUAGAAGAUACCGGUGAAAUUGGCGAAAUUGCUCCAAGGGCAGAUGCGGAAGGACAUGAGCCUGUGUCGUCUACUUUAUGGCGACAACGGGAAGAGUACUGUACUCGAUUGAUACAAAAUGCCUGGCGAAAGUACAAAUCACGUACAUCUGGUCAAAUUCAAGGAAACCUCGAAAACAACUCUGCCCAUGAAAAUGAUGAUGGUACCGAUUCAUGUGAUAGGCGAAAAUCUGGUGACAAUGAGCGGGAAGAUAAAGCUAGCGUCAUAAAUAGCCCGGAAGGUUGCGACAGUGGGAGUCCAGUUAGCCAGGGUCUUGCGAGUGGUGGAGUUGGUGUUGGAUCAAAUGGCAGUAAUGGUCGGCAAACGGCCGUGUUGGUUGAAAGUGAUGGCUUUGUGACAAAGAACGGUCAUAAGGUUGUAAUACACUCGCGCUCACCGAGUAUAACGUCGAGAACUGCAGACGUCUGAGCCAGGCCUCGCCCCUCCCUCCAGGAUGCACCUUAAUCGAACUGACUUAAAUCACCAAAAAUUAUUUUCUGCCACAUUCAACAACAACGACAGCGUACAACAAAAUUGUAAUAAAGCUAUAAGAUCCUGUGUCACUAUAAAUAUCUGCAGUUUUUGUAAAAUCAGUAAAACUAAAUUAAUGUAAAUAUAUAUAUAUAAAUAUAUAUAUAUAAAAAUAUAUAUAUAUAUAAAUAUAUAUAUAUAUAUAUAUAAAUAUAUAUAUAUAUAUAUAUGUAUUACUAUGGAUACUAAACACGAGAAUCACAAAUAACAACGCACUACUGUGACCCUAAACAAAUGGAAGUUACCCUAUUAAAGUAAUAGUUUAUUACGAUUUUAUGAUUAGUAAAAUAUUUAAUUAUUUUCAAAUUUUAACAAUAUUUCUACAUAUACAUACAUAUGUAAAUUCACAUUAAAUGAAAAUUUAAUAUUUAAUGGAUUAUUCCUAUAAGCAUCUUAAUUAUCGAAAGUUUAUGCCUAGGUUCGCUUGCCGCAAUGUAUAACAAGGAUUAAAUACAUUUUGAAAUGUAUUUAUUGUUUAUAUAGAACAUUCUGAAUGUUUUAUUUAUGGCAGCGUUAUGCAAUAUUUUUUUCUAAAUAUUAAGCAAAUUUGCGGCGGAAGUAAGUAAAUAUACAGCCAUAAAUUGCAAUAAAAAGCCUACUGCCAUAUCUCUAAACUCAAAUGCACAGCAAAUGAAAACAAAGAGAAAUAUUUACAUACUUACACCACUGUUCUCCAAUCUAAAUUCAACAAAUAAAACUUCAUUACAUUCCAUGUCCAUUGCGUCAACAGAGAAUUUAAGUAUCACAUAAAAUUGCAAGAUAAAUAUGCAAAAAUGGUCAUAAAAUACAAAAAUUUCUUGGAGCUGGGGCAUCUUGAAAAGCUCAUAAAAUUUUUCAUUAUUCGCAAUACAUACUUAUAGAGUUAUCGACAAGGCGCAGUCGGUGAAUAAAAGUUACUCGAAAAUAACACCAAUGACUGAAGUUAAAAUUAAUAAUUUUCAAAAAUUUAAUUUUUCAAUUAUCAAAUUAAUCCAUUUCAAUUCAAUUUUAGACGUUUAAAUUUGAAUAAUUAUUUGACAUGACAUGGAUGAGUUAUAAGAUAUAUUAACAUUACAAAUAUACAGAAAAUAUGGAUGAAAAUGAGUAUGGAAACCAGAAAAACUAACAAUAUUAUCCACAGUUUACUGAUCUUUUCUGCAUUCUACUUACUUCAAAAAUAUAUUUGUGAAGUUAAUAAGAUCUUUUAAGAAAAUUUGCAGAAUGUGAAUUAGUAACAAAAUUCGCAGUUAAAAAUACAAAUGACAUAUUUUUCGUGUAUGGUCAAUUUUAAGCAACGUAUGGUCAUAAGAAUGUAAUAAAUGAGUGUAAGCAAGCACUUACAUGUGCAAUUGUAAGUCCAACUGAUUUUCAAGAAAAAUGCAUAUAACAAGUAAAUAUUACCACUCGAAAUUAAAAACAAAAAAUGGACAUAAUGAAAUAAUUUUAUAUCAAUUAAAUAUUCCAUAGCCAUGACAAAGAAAUUUGCAUACAUACGUUGCUCAAAAAGGAAUACGCAAGUGAUCUCGAUUAUGGUGAAUUGACAUAUAUUAAUCCGCAUGGUUAUUAUUAUAUUUUGAGUACAUAUUUAAGAGAUAAUAUUUAUAAGAAUAUACAUGGUUGCGAGCAUACUCUUUUAAAUUUUUUAACUUAACAUAACUCUUUUUUAGUUCGAGACCCGUAAUAUAUGAAUGAUUUGCAUUUCUUUGUUUUUUGUUUACUUUGCUAAUAUUAGCAAAUGAAAAAUGUGCGUAUAACUCCAGACAAUAAGAGCUUCUGGUUAUCGACAGCUAGUCAGAAAAAACUCUGGAAACAUAACUAUAUGAUUAUUGCAUUAAAUUCAAAGUCACUUAGCGGCCCAAUAAAGACCAUUUCAUCAUUAAAACUAUAUGCAUUUGCAUGUUCGUGGUAAAAUCAGUUUUUAAUGAUCUUAACAUGAUUUAUGAAAUAUUGAUUGAGACUUAAAUCAGCUAGACGUUUUUAUUAACUAAUUGUUCCAACUCGAACAUGUAUUUAACGUAAAAAACGCUUUGCUAUUGCUAUGUAUAAUUUAAAAUAGUAUUUUAUUCUUAUGGCUUGCCAUUUGUUGAGCAUAAAUAUUUAAGCUUUCGUUGUUUUUGAUUGCGACUGCAGCGUAAAUAAUAUGCAAAAAAAUAUAAGAAGCAGAAGUAUUACGGCUGCUGUGGCUACUGCCAAUUCAAGCCCAAACGCCAAGCUGCUUCACUAAUCAUUUUUUAAGCUAUUUAUGAGAUGCUACACACAGAAAAUAAGUUCAUUGAAUAAACCAAAAUCUAUCAAUUGGGUGCAAAAACUAUAAAAACUGAGGGGCGGGCGAGAUGAAAAGUAAAUGAUUUAAAAAUAUUAUAAUAUUUUUAAUUACUAAGAAGUACGUAAAUUGUACCAUACUAAGGAGACUUAAGUAAUAUGAUAACGAAUCAAUUCAUAAAAGAGUAGAGACAAUAGAAAAAAAUGUGUAAAAAGUAGAAACAUUUCGUAAUAUACAUAUGUAAAUAAAAAAUGUUAAUGAAGAAUGUUAUGAUCAGCAAGCGAUUAUAAGUCAAAAGCUCUGCAAAUUGCAAAGCUCUAAAAAUUUAAUAUUCCUUGACUUGGAUAAUGUAGGGCCUAACACAUAAUUCACAUUACCAGCGCCAAAAUUAUAAUUCAAAUGUCGAUAAGUGGACACGUUCACUACUUCGAAACAUUUUCCUUUUGAUUACACCGGCCUUUACAUUUUAGUAGUAUCGAUGAUAAAUACAUAUGUCUGCAAUGGCUGAUUGAAAGAAAUUCAAAAUACAAUUAAGUCGAAAAUACAGAUACACAUACACAGCAUAAAAACGUAAAAGAACCAAAUCUAUUAACAUCAAAUCGAUAACAUUUAGAACAUAACUAAAUACAGCUGAAUACAAAAUGCUUUUUCAUAAAAAAUCAUUAAGCUUUAUAUAUAUGUAUUUAUAAAAUAAUAAAACAUACACAACAUGUACAUUCGGUCACUUUUUAACUCAUACAAGACAUUUAUUCAAAAAGCGUUCGUACACUCUUUAAUACUUAUGUAUAUGUAAAAAUGCCAUAAUUUAUGUGUUUAAGCGAUUGUAAAUGUAAUGGCGGACAUUGUAAUUAGCUAUAGCUAUCAAAUUGCGUUAGAUAUUCUAAUAAAACUAGCAACAAAAAAUUUAACAUAUACAAAAACAAAAAUUAAUAGGAACAAAAAAGGCUUUAUUUCUUAAGAAAAAUAUAAGAUAUUAACAAAUUGCAUAAAAUAUAUUAAUUUCUAUUGUAUUAUAUUUGUAUUUGCUUAACAUGUUCUGUUAAACAAAUCUAUGUGCAUACAUCUCGUUCAAAAUAUUUGCGAUGGUUAAAUAGUACAUAUGAAUAUUCUUCAGUAUUUUAUUAAACUUACUUGCAGUGAUGACUAGAAUGUGUUAUAGUAUAUACCCAAAAGGCCAGAUAACAUAUUAAUCUAACAUAUAAUUUUCUAAAGCGGUUUAGUACAGUUGUAAAAUAUUUUCAAUGCAAAAUCAUCAUAACAUCAGAUUAUUUUGACUAAAGAAAGUUAUUUUUAAAUUGAGAUUAAAGUCUAGAUUACAAGACACGUUUUAGUGGUUAUAGUACAUAUAACUGGCGUUAUGGGAAAUAAAAACUACUAACAAUCAAUGUGGUUUUGCUUACAGAAGUAUACCCCUAUUGAAUAAUUUUUUUAGAAAUACUAUGUUACGAUAUAGUGAUAUAGUAUUGUCGAUAUACAGACCAAAUUCCAAAUCAAUUUAAAGCUAAACUUAAACUUAGUUUUUGUGUUUUUUCAACACACAUCAAAAAAUCGCUAAUUCGAAGAAUAGGUGCUAAUAAGACCAAUGUUUAUCUAGUAAUACCUAUGAAUGCUGGCCUUUGGGGUUUCACUAUAAUCCAACAUAGGUGUUAAAAUAAUUUUAACAUGCGUACUUACUAUAAUUAUAAGCAAAUAUAUAUUGGUAUAAAAACUAAUAAUAGCGCAUGAGUUAUCGGCUCAAUAUGUAUAUUUUUGUAAUGCAAUUAAAACACUUUAAGGCAAAAUUAAAUAUUACAAGCAAAUGAACAAAAUAUUAAAAUUAACAAAGAAGUCGACUACAAAACAGCAAACGCACUGGCAAUUUAAGAAAUGGCAUGACUCAAAAAACAUAAAACGAAUGAAAAAUAACCCCUGAUGUUUACUGAUACUUUUUAUCAAUUUACAUUAACACCAAACAAUUUAUAAUUCCCCGCUUUCAUUAAAUAUUCAACUUCAAUUCUAUAUAUUCUCAACCAUUUAAAAUAUUUAAUAUACUCACAUACAUACAUAUGUGUGUACGGGUAUACUAAUUAUAUUCACUUUAAGUCAUUUAUUCAGUUAUUAUUCUAAAACGCUUUGGCAUUGAACGUUUUAUACAGUUUUUGUCCACUUAAUCCGAAGAGUGCUAAAAGUCAAAAGGCCUUGCAUAGAGAUGCAGCAUUAGUUUUUUUUUUUUACAACCGGAAAACUAUGUAUAAUAAGUACUCAUUCCCAUGCUCCGUGAAAUUUCUUAAUUUUUUUUACUAUUUGCGUCUCCAAGAUCCAAAUAUUUACAAAUAUCAAAUUGCGACCUCAGUUAAAAAUAACGUGAAAAAUAUAAUAAAACCCGCACAUUAUUUAAUAUAAAUAAUGUAUGUACUUUUGUCUCCAACUAGAAAGCUCUCCAUCGAACAUGUUUGCUAAAUAAAAAUGCCGACUAUCUAUUACACCAUUUUCCCGAAUAUAAAUUUUCUAUGCAAACUUUUAAGUAUCAUUUUAAAAUUUAAGUUAAACUCUACUUAAUAGCAACUUCCCCGGCUAUACUAGAGUUUACAUACAUUUGAAGUUUGAAAAAUUUAAAUCACUUCACUUAUAGUUUUCCUGUUCUUCGAAAACAAUGUGUUUCAAUAUCACUGUAAGGUAGUAAGAACUUAACCCCAUAAUAAAUAAACACCUUUUUAUAAUUACUUGCAGAAAUGUCAACUUUUCAAAAAACAACAACAACUAUUCCUUUCUCAUCUUAAUGUUUUAAACUACACCCAGAUUACACGAGAAAAUGCCUUCAUUAAAAUAUUUCAGUGUCACACCCUAUUGAUGGACAUACAUACAUUUGUACAUUACAUAUACGACGCAUGAAUCAAGGUGCAAAGAUUUAUAGAUGAAAUAUUAGUCUAAGCAGCGGACCGAUUGAAUGCCAAUGCACAAUAAUAUUUUAAAUGUCAUUUAAUAAAAACCUUCUAAAUAAUAAUAAUAAUAGCAAUAGUUUCUUAAAAAAUGUGAAAGUAAAGAGAAGUAGGAGUGACAGUUAAAAAACCAUCAGAUAAUACAAAUAUGUAAAAAGUAUUAAAAAUAAUUUAAAAUAAGUAAUUACAGCUUUUUUAGUUUUUGAGAGUUGCGUAUUUACAUU